GGGGGGAGAGGGGCGGGGCGGGUGCGACUGAGCCUAGGUGGGAGAGGAAGCAUGGGAGGUCCACCAGCCUGCGUCCCUCCGCUUUCUGACUCUCACCUGCCAGGUGACGCUAAGGAAGUUGCUUUCCUGGAGGCCUCAGUUUCCUCAUCUGGACCUUGACUUCCCAAGAAGGACAACCCGAGGCGAGGCUUGUGGCUGGCCAACUGCCAGCGGCUGGACCCCAGCGGCCAGGGCCUGUGGGACCCGGCUUCCGAGUACAUCUACUUCUGCUCCAAGCACUUCGAGGAGAACUGCUUUGAGCUGGUGGGAAUCAGGUGAGCCUCUGUGGCAGUGGUCACUGGGGCAGGGUUUGAAGCAUCAGAGUAGUCGGCCGAUUGGGGCAGCUGUACGGCCAGAUGAGGACGAUCCUGAAGCCACUGGCUGGAGCCCAGGCCGACCUGGUUACGCGGUGUGGCUGCUUUUUCCCAGCUUUGCACCUCAGUGACAGUAAGACCCACCCCCUCAGGGUAACUGUGCUAGAGACGGGAGAGGAAAACAUUAGCUUUUUCAAAGGCUAUUCUUUAGAACCCCAGUCCUCCCAGCAAAUCCACAAUGAAAUUAUUCUUUUAAAAAAAAUUUUUUUUUAAUGUUUAUUUUUGAGAGAAAGAGAGAGAGACAGAGCGUGAGCAGGGGAGGGGCAGAGAGAGAGGGAGACAAAGAAUCCGAAGCAGGCUCCAGGCUCUGUCAACACAGAGCCCCGGUGCGGGGCCCGAGCUCUCGGACUGUGAGAUCAUGACCUGAGCUGAAGUCAGAUGCUUAACCAACUGAGCCACCCAGGCGCUCCCACAAUGAAAUUAUUCGUUUUGGCUGGUCAGCCUAGUUCUAGUACAGUCUUUUUUUACACAUCUAAUUUUGAAGAGCCCUGCAGGAAAGAGAUUGGUGUAAUUCUACCUAAAGUGGCAUUCCCUAAACUAAGUGCUGGCAACAUGCCUACCCACCUCCCACUGUGCUAGCAUGGGAGAGCCUGAUCUGGGGUGCUGGGGGCAUGCUAGCUCUGUGCCCUGCAGCUGGCCCUGGGGGGCAAUGCUUAUUGUCCACCUCAUCCAGGCUGUUUUUCCCCACAGCGGGUAUCACAGGCUGAAGGAGGGGGCAGUUCCCACAAUAUUUGAGUCCUUCUCCAAGUUACGCCGGACAACCAAGACCAAGGGGCACAGUUACCCACCUGGCCCCCCCGACGUCAGCCGGCUCCGGCGAUGCAGGAAGCGCUGCUCUGAGGGCCGUGGGCCCACGACUCCAUUUUCUCCACCACCACCUGCUGAUGUCGCCUGCUUUCCUGUGGAAGAGGCCUCAGCACCUGCUGCUUUGCCUGCCUCCCCCACUGGGAGACUGGAGGCUGGCCUCAGCAGCCCCUUCUCAGACCUCUUGGGGCCCUUGGGUGCCCAGGCAGAUGAAGCAGGCUGCAGUGCCCAGCCCUCGCCGGAGCGGGAGCCAGAGCGGCAGCCAUCCCCCCUUGAGCCACGGCCUGUCUCCCCCUCAGCCUACAUGCUUCGUCUCCCACCCCCAGCCGGAGCCUAUAUCCAGAAUGAGCACAGCUACCAGGUGGGCAGUGCCCUGCUCUGGAAACGGCGGGCUGAGGCCGCACUUGAUGCCCUGGACAAGGCCCAGCGCCAGCUGCAGGCUUGCAAGCGGCGAGAGCAGCGGCUGCGGCUGCGGCUGAACAAGCUGCAGCAAGAGCGGGCACGGGAGAAGCGGGCACAGGCAGAUGCCCGCCAGACUCUGAAGGAGCAUGUGCAGGACUUUGCCAUGCAGCUGAGCAACAGCAUGGCUUGAGUGAGGGGCUGCUGGGCCCGGGGCUGACUUGAGAGGUUGCCUCUUAGGGCUUCAGCCUCUUCCCCCCCUUAGAAUCCACCUGGAGAAGGACCCCAUCUGAGCUGUGUCCACCAGACCUGCCAGAUGCCAUAAUAAAGUGGAUUCUAGGAGGCCCUGCUAUCUGGCUCAGCUAGGGGCUGGGGCCCCUCCCCAAUUACCCAAGCUGUCAGCGGUGAAGAGCAGAAAAUCCAGCUUUUUGCCCACCCCACCUCAUGCAACUCCAGUCCCCACAGGGUUUUGAGGGACAGGAUGGUGUGAGCAGAGGCCAGCAACAGUGCCAGGCACCCUCUCCUUGAUACCUGAAACAGCCCAGACAGAAGUAGUCUAGUCCCUUUGAAAACAUUUCUGAAACCCAGGCCAGAGUCAGUCUCUUUACAAGAACACCUGCAUGGCUUUUAUCCACUAGCCUAAUCUGCCCAGCAGUCAGUAGGGUACAACAUCUGAACCCCAGCCUGCAGACCAGCCACCCACUUACGCUGGGCCUGGCUCAUCUGAAAAACGGACAAAGAUGGCAAUU
Panthera uncia (snow leopard) is the source of this 2365-nucleotide messenger RNA. It is a transcript of the gene THAP7, whose product is annotated as THAP domain containing 7. The transcript has 3 exons. Gene Ontology annotation, biological process: regulation of DNA-templated transcription. The record is from RefSeq and is a predicted model, not a curated record. Bases 994 to 1809 code for a protein of 271 amino acids. Lineage: Eukaryota; Metazoa; Chordata; Mammalia; Carnivora; Felidae. Gene Ontology annotation, cellular component: nucleus.